This is a messenger RNA of Penicillium hordei, 501 nucleotides long. RefSeq lists its product as uncharacterized. Bases 1 to 501 code for a protein of 166 amino acids. The transcript has 2 exons. The record is from RefSeq and is a predicted model, not a curated record. NCBI's taxonomy places the organism in Eukaryota, Fungi, Ascomycota, Eurotiomycetes, Eurotiales, Aspergillaceae.
AUGCAGGCUGAAAGUCUUUCCCAGAGGCGCCCUACCAAGCGCAGACGCCGCUCCUCCAGCCUUCAGGACUUUGAGAGGCCUGAAAACAGCAUUUCUGGGCCCGGUCUUCCCAUAUUUGCACCGCCGCAGAUGACUCAGAUGACCCAAGGUGUUAACUCUGCCUUAACGAACGAAAUCAAACUUCUGAUAGGGAAAUGCCCAGCCCUUGUACCUCAAGCGAUCUGGCUGGUUGAUGUGUACCAAUGCUUGUGGGAAGCCUACUUAAAAGCAUACGCAAAGGUCAAAGUAGCCGGAGAAGAACAGCGUCUACUUAGAAAUUCGAAUAAUUGGCUAGAGGAAACCAACGAGUCUCUUCGUCGCAUCUGUACCGACAGAGAAGCAAGCCUGUGUGACAGCCUCCAAGCCUUUCAGUCAGUCCGUCAAGGUAUUCUUAAUAUCUUUCAAGAUACCUAUAGACUUCACCAACUUCUACCGUCGUCGAGAAACCCAGCCACAAGUUAG